Adineta steineri is the source of this 978-nucleotide messenger RNA. The record is from the annotation of a GenBank genome assembly. NCBI's taxonomy places the organism in Eukaryota, Metazoa, Rotifera, Eurotatoria, Adinetida, Adinetidae.
AUGACUGUUCGUAUAGUUUCUUAUAAUAUUUUUGCGCCUGUUUAUGCUGAUCGACCUGAUCAUUAUUUUAAAUGCAAACCAGAAUUUCUGAAAAGUGAUUAUCGAUGGAAUUUGAUUCGAUCUCAUUUAAAAAAAGAGAUCGAUGAUCAUGAAAAUACAAUUAUUUGUUUACAAGAAGUUUCCCUUUGGUUUUUACCCAAAUUAGAAUUAUUUUUUCGUCAAUUAAAUUAUAUUUUCUUUCAUAAUCUUUUUGGUCAACAACGUAAUGAUUAUCUGAGUGGUAUAGGUAUAGCAAUUCCUAUGUCAAUGCAACUUAAUUCCAUUUCUAUUAUCAAAAUUAGUGAUCAUAUACGGUCAAUGAGUCAACCUCGUGAAAAAAACACAAAUUCUUCAACAUUGGAAAGUGAUCUAAAUCAACCUAUAUCUGACUCAUGGGAAAUUGCCAUGAGUACACCUCAUGUAUUUAUUUGUUUACAAAUUAUAAUCGAUAAUAAACCAUUAUAUAUUGGUACGUAUCAUAUGCCUUGUUUUUACAAAGAACCCAAUGUCAUGGCAAUACACGCAUCGGUCAUGAAAGAUUUAAUGUUUCAAUUAACAAAUGGAGAGAAUUUUAUUCUAGCAGGUGAUUUUAAUAUUAAACCUCAAGAUACGUCCUAUCAAGCUUUGAUAGGAAAAGAUUGCGUCGAUUUCAAUUUACCUCAAUCUAAUACCUAUGAAAUUACAUAUCAAUGUAAUACUAAACAAAUACUGAAGAGUGCUUAUCUUGAAAAGAAUGGUAUUGAACCGAAGUACACAGAUUUUUCUCACAAAAAAGGUUCAACAAGAUUCUGUGAAACACUUGAUUAUAUUUUUUUUAAUGGUGAUCUUACCGUGGAAGAAGUAUUGGAAUUACCCGAAGAUCCUACUAGUGAAUCUUAUCCCGAUGAAACACAUCCUUCAGAUCAUUUAAUGAUUGCAGCAACAUUUCGAUUAUUAUAA